GUGAAGGCAAUGGUCCUGGCAAAGCGUCCUGCCUUAGGAGGGAGACUUUUACACUGCACAAAAGCCAGGGAAACACUCGUCGCUGGAAUGAACCAGAGCCCUCCUGCACUCGCCGUGGAUUAAAACCGAAACUUUUACGAUGGCUCUGAACGUGAAAAAGUAGCGCGAGAAACAGCACGCUAAACCGCCACCGCCGCCACCACCACCAACGGACCUUCUACUGCAAAGCAACUCCUAGUAGAUGUACGGCCACUGCUGAAAAAUAUGCUCCAGCCAAGCAACCUCAACCCGGGCUCCAGUCGCAAAUUCGCAGUGUUUUAACCAGUUUCGUGAGACAUUCACGGGCCUCUUCUUCACGUUGUUGUUGUUUUUUAAAGGUUCUUACCUUUAAAGUCCGCUAUACAAGUCCACAACCCACCUGAGAGAGAGAGAGAGAAAUAAGAGAGAGAGAAUUAUGGCAGGGAAGCUGACAGCAGCGCAAGGCACAGGAAUACUGCUGGUGACAGCCAACGUUGGAUCCCUGUUCGAGGAUCUUGAAAAUCUACAGAAGACAUGGCUGAGGGAGUUUUACCAGACAGUGCAGUCGCAUAAGCCUCACUUCUUGGCACUGCAUUGUCAGGAGGUGGGUGGGAAGAAUUUCGAGGAGUCCAUGUCACACGUGGAUAAUUUUGUGAAAGAGCUGUUGUCCAGCGAUGCCUUGAAGGAAUACAGCAGAGCCCGCGUCUACCUCGAUGAGAACUACAGAUCCCAGGAGCAUUUCACAGCUCUUGGAAGUUUAUACUUUAUCCACGACUCUUUGAAAAACAUCCAACAGUUUGAUUUCAAAGCCAAGAAAUUUAGAAAGGUGGUCGGGAAGGAAACCUGCUCAGAGACACUAGAAAGCACACCCACACUGGAGAAGGCGAAGUUUCCACAGGACUACUUUCCCGAGUGCAAGUGGUCCAGAAAGGGAUUCAUCAGAACUCGAUGGGCCAUGGCUGACUGUGCCUUUGAUCUGGUCAACAUCCACCUUUUCCAUGAUGCUUCCAACCUUGUGGCCUGGGAGAAAAGCCCAUCAGAGUACUCUGGGACCAGGCAGAAGGCACUGGCCUACGUUUUAGACAGGAUCACGGACCAGCGGUAUGAGAAGCUGCCAUUUUUUGUCUUCGGUGACUUUAACUUCAGGUUGGACUCUAAGAAAGUUAUUGAGAAACUCUGCUCUGAUGCCACCAUGCAGACAAUCAGAACCGACAACAAUGAAAUUCACAAGCUAGUAUUUCAAGAAACUGAUAAUGACCGAAAGGUUAUUCUUCAAAUUGAAAAGAAGCUUUUUAAUUAUGUCAACCAGGAAGUAUUCCGGGAAGACAAUGGGACCUCACUUUUAGAGUUUGAUAAAGAGCUGUCAGUGUUCAAAGAACGUCUGCAUGAACAAGAGAUCGGUUUCCCGCCAAGUUAUCCGUACAGUGAAGACAGCAGUCAGGGGAAGCAGUACAUGAAUACCAGAUGCCCCGCCUGGUGUGACCGAAUCCUGAUGUCUCCCUCUGCCAGAGACAUGUUGCUAAAGCCUGAAAAUGAAGAGAAGUCUAUAGUCUAUGAUAACAUUGGGCCCAAUGUCUGCAUGGGGGACCACAAGCCUGUCUUCCUGUCCUUCCGAAUAACAGCGGGGGCAGGUAAACCUAAUGCAAAUAAGCACAAGUGUUGUGUGGUGCAGUGAUGUCGUGGGAAGUGUUGCCAAAGGGGGGAGAACAUAUUCCGUGAAGCGCCUCUGUGAGAACACCCGAGAAACAAACAGGACACCGCACACACAGCGCACACACAGCGCACACACACGCACACACACUUUGCACAAGCAUACACUGAAGAACCUAGACAGACUUUGUUUCAGCAGUGCUGACCAGUUGCAGUAAUCCAGACGCCUCAUCCAUACGAAAACCCCGACCCGGUUUCUUCCCACGAAACACUCGCCGAGAUCUGGACGAGCCACCCGAGGGCCCGACUUCCAGACGAGAUACACAUCGCUGACCUCAUCGUUGCCAUGCAACCCUCCCCCAUUCCCCAGAGAAAAGGACAACCAGACGGACGGACGGACGGACAACUCUCUUCCAUGCCACAGCCUCAUUGCCAAAACUCUAAUUGAACACAGUCCUACUACAUCCUUUUAGACACCGUACUUGGCAUUUUUAGGUAUGCCUCUAUGUAUAGAAGCUACUUUCCAUACAGUAUGUAAGGUGUUUUAAAAAACAAAAAAGAAAAGUGCAAUGCAAAAAAAAGUUGUGUAUCUAUAUUGUUAGGUUUAUUUGUACAUCGGACAGUAUAACAUAGACUCGUUGAUGGUUUUAGUGCCGUUCUCUUCUCUGACCAAACUUUGCGGUCCCUUUGUUGGAAUAGAUAGAACUUCUAAGUUUAUUUCAACAGUUUCUAUAUAAAUACAUAUAUAUAUUGUUUUUUUUUCUCUUUUGUUUCAUUUUGGUUUUUUGAGUUGUUCUUGUCGUUGUGUGCACAACACACAGCCAUGCCUGACACAUCAGUUGAGUCUUGUUUUAUAUACUGUACUUUUUAAAGAGAUAAUUUAUAAUUCUUACCAAAAUGUUUAUGCUGGAGUGCGUGCGCAGACACAGCGCGGCCGUGUCGGUGUUCCCACAGCCACGCUGACCUUUGAAUAAGUCCGUACAACAAGAGAGGAGUGAUUUAUUGCCUAUCCAAGAAUGUUUUAAGCAGUGCCAUAGACCAUGCAGGUGUGUGUAUAUAUAUAUGUAUAUAUACACAUACAUAUAUAUUUAAAAAGAUAAUGUUUCAUAUAUAGCACUCUCACAUUAUGUCAUUCUUAUUCUUACUCUAACUUAUUUCUAUAAUAUUAUGGUUCUGAAUGUGAUAUUUUAGGUAGGUUUGGGUGUCCUUAAAAUGUAAACUGUCUUUUUUUGUUUUUUGUCUAUUUUUGUUACUGCAUUAUGGUGCCAAGUAUCCUAAACAGGAAUGAAGUGUGUCAGAAAUACUUAAGAUAAAUGAGAGAAACUCUAAAAGCAGGGGAGGGGCGUGGGGCAGAGCAGGUAGUCUUGUAAUUGUAAUUGUUCAGUAUGUAGCCUUCAGCAGCCUCCUUUGCAAAUAAUUGGAGCAUUAGAGGUGAUGGGAGACUUCUUUUUUUUUUUUUAUCAUCAUCGAUUUCAUGUACUACACUACAGGUUUCAGACUCAGUGAAGCCAUCAGAUUGAUCCUCCCUUAUUAUUAUUAUUUUUUCUCCAUCUAAAUCAAACACCAAGUGGAACUGUUUUUGUGCCUGCUGCAGAAUUUAUGUCAUCUUUUGUGAUUUGGUCCAUAAGACAGAAUGUUUAUAAAAGUUAAAAAAAAAAAAACUAAACAAAAAAAGUAAAUGAAACCCUGCUUGUUUUUGUUCCAGCUGCUCGUUGUGAGUAUACUGUAGGAUUAUAAGCUGCAGUUAUUAUUUUUUCCCUUCACUCCAUCCUAUAAAAGCAGAUAGAGAUUUUAUUCCAGCCCCCUUUCAGGACGGCCUGGCCUCUACUGUAGGUGAUGCAGUUCUCAAAAGCAAUAAAACCCAUUAGAGCUCAA
This is a messenger RNA of Maylandia zebra (zebra mbuna), 3543 nucleotides long. It is a transcript of the gene inpp5a, whose product is annotated as inositol polyphosphate-5-phosphatase A. Lineage: Eukaryota; Metazoa; Chordata; Actinopteri; Cichliformes; Cichlidae. Gene Ontology annotation, molecular function: inositol-polyphosphate 5-phosphatase activity. Gene Ontology annotation, biological process: phosphatidylinositol dephosphorylation. The record is from RefSeq and is a predicted model, not a curated record.